Messenger RNA from Tigriopus californicus, 864 nucleotides. RefSeq lists its product as uncharacterized. The transcript is spliced from 2 exons. Gene Ontology annotation, molecular function: nucleic acid binding. The coding region runs from base 1 to 864 and encodes 287 amino acids. The record is from RefSeq and is a predicted model, not a curated record. NCBI's taxonomy places the organism in Eukaryota, Metazoa, Arthropoda, Copepoda, Harpacticoida, Harpacticidae.
AUGGAGGCCAAAAGGAUUGAAGUGGCUGUCCUCAUCCGCGCCGGGCACUCCAAGGACAAGCCCAAGAGUGGAAAGCCAACCAAGUUGACCCCAGAGGCCGUGAUGAAGGCCUUCAAGGCCAAGCCGGACAUGCCCAUGUCCAUGAUGGCCAAGAAGAAAGGCGUGAGCACCUCCACGGUGUCCAGGAUGGUCAAGUCCGCUGGAGGAAAGUCCCUGAGGAAAGUUCAACGGCUUCUCCUCAGCAAAGGUCAUCAAGAAGUCCGUGUACAGCGUUGUGGACGCCUUCUGAAUGACCUCAAACAUCAUGGCAAUUGGGCCAUCUUCUUCUCGGACAAAAAGACCUUCAUGGUUGAUCCGGUCUUCAACAAACAAAAUGACCGCAUCAUCUGCUUCAGCAAGGACCAGGCCAGCAUCCGCAACGUGACCAAGACCAAGCAUCCGGCCAGUGUGAUGAUGCUGGGGGUGGUGGCCUCGACUGGGGACAAGAUGGCACCCAUUUGGUUCCCAUCCGGAUACCGGCUCACUGCCGCCGACUACUUGGAGGUCUUGAGCACCAAGCAGGAUGGGGCGCCGGCCCACACGGCCAACAAGGUGCAGGUCUGGAUGGCCGAGAACAUGAAGUUUUGGCCCAAGGACUUCUGGCCACCCCAGAGCCCCGACCUCAACCCACUGGACUUCAGCAUUUGGUGGCAUGUAGAGUCCAAGGCCUGUAGAACCCGCCACAACAAUAUCAAGGACCUCAAGAACUCCGUCAACCAGUACUGGAAGACCAUGAGGAAGAGCUAUGUCAUCAACGUGUGCAAGUCCUUCCGCCGCCGCCUGGAGAAUGUCCUCGAGGCCAAUGGAGGCCAUAUUCAUAAAUAA